Molecule: messenger RNA, 651 nt
Organism: Pisolithus orientalis
Lineage: Eukaryota; Fungi; Basidiomycota; Agaricomycetes; Boletales; Pisolithaceae
Exons: 4
Coding region: 1-651 (216 amino acids)
Source: RefSeq, a predicted model, not a curated record
AUGUAUACUGCACUGGAAUUACAAAUGACACACACACUUGCUGCUGGGCAGGAGACAUAUGCAGAGAAAACACAAUAUACUGGGAAAAAUUGGAACUUUCCAAAGAACCACACCUGGAUGCAUGUGUUCAAUGAAAUUGAAGCCAAAGGUGUCACCCACAAUUUCAAUACAAAGCUGAAUGAGAAAAUGCAUGGCCCCUUGAAGGAAGCAUAUCAGAAACAAACAAACUUCAAGAAUGUCACUCAGCAAAUUACAGAAUAUGAUACUUACAUGUUGACCACAACAGCAACAUGUCUGGGUAGCCUUGAAGCUGGCAAGCCUGAAGAAGACUUUUUACAUGUCAAGUUGGGUAGCAAAAUGAAGGAACCAUUAAUGUUUGAGGACAUGGAGAGGAAGAGUACUACUAACAAUGCAUUCAGCUGGUUCCAGGGAAAGCUCAGCAAGUUCCUCAAUAAACACUUUGAUAUUGCAGGGAAACCUCUCCCUGGUGGGAAGCACAUCCAAUUCCAAAUGAAUGAGAAGGUUAACUUUGAAUCCACUGUCAAUUGGUGUCAGUACACAGAUAAUCUAUGUUUCCACCCUAAUUUCCAUGGACACCCCUGUUAUGACUGCAUGCUCAUCAAGACUCAGCAAAAAGAUGUAUUUGGGUGA